This is a messenger RNA of Adineta ricciae, 1986 nucleotides long. The record is from the annotation of a GenBank genome assembly. Lineage: Eukaryota; Metazoa; Rotifera; Eurotatoria; Adinetida; Adinetidae.
AUGCAGGUAACUAAUGUCAACGAUGUUCGAGUGUAUAAUCUAACAUGUGGCCAACAAGCAGCCCCGGAAUGGAUGGAUGAUACCAAAAAGAAGAAAUCUAAGAAGGAAGCAGAUGCCAAACAACGAAUUGAACUUAUCCAAGGUUUUGAAAUGCCUAUGUUAAGCAAUUCAAUAUCGAUGACACGCGAUGGACAGUAUAUUUUUGUCACUGGUUCUUAUAAACCACGUGUUCGCUGUUACGAUGUUAAUGAAUUAUCAUUAAAAUUUGAACGUUGUUUUGAUCACGAAUGUAUACAAAUGAAAAUUCUCUCAGAAGAUUAUUCCAAAAUUGUUUUUAUGCAUGCUAAUCGGUAUAUUGAAUUUCAUUCACAAGUCGGUAAUUAUCAUACGAUUCGAACUCCGAAACAGGGACGACAGUUUGAUUACCGAUAUUCGUCCUGUGAUUUGUAUUGUGUCGGUGCAACGAAUGAAAUCUACCGGUUCAAUCUUGAACAAGGACAAUUUCUUGAGCCCAUAUCAAGCAAAUCACCAGGUUUUAACACCUGUCAAUUCAAUCCCGAACAUGAAUUAUUCGCUUGUGGUUCUGUAGAAGGAGUACUAGAAUGUUACGAUCCCCGAGCACGAAGUUCUGUAGGACAAAUCGACUGUGCUGUUUUUGCAAAUAGCAACAGUGGUAACAGUUUACCAGCUAUCUCUUGUCUUAAGUUUAAAGAUGCACUUAACUUAUCUGUUGGCACGAGCACUGGACAAAUAUUACUAUUCGAUAUACGAUCGAAUAAACCGUAUUUUAUUAAAGAUCACAACUAUAAUCUACCAAUCAAACGUAUUGAUUUUCACACCCAAAACGACGAUUAUAUUCUUUCAAUCGACAAGAAAAUAUGCAAAAUAUGGAAUCGACAUACCGGUAAAAAUUUGACGUCUAUGGAACCUGGUACACCUUUGAAUGACAUGCUCAAUAUACCUGGAAGCGGUCUUAUAUGUCUAACGAAUGAUUCUCCCAAGAUUUUUGUUUAUUAUAUUCCAACAUUGGGAAAUGCACCGAAAUGGUGCACGUUCUUGGACAAUAUUACCGAAGAACUCGAAGAAAAACCAGCAGAUACAGUUUAUGACGAUUAUAAAUUCUUAACGUUAAAAGAAUUGGAUACACUCGGUUUGUCUCAUUUGAUUGGUUCGGAUCUUCUUCGCGCUUAUAUGCAUGGUUAUUUCAUGGAUAUUCGACUAUAUAAUCAAGCGAAGACAGUAGCGGAACCAUUUGCGUUUGCUGAAUAUCGUAAGAAGAAAUUGCGUCAAAAGAUCGAUGAAAAACGUGAAAGAAGUCGUGUACCUCUUCCGAUUGUACCAACGGUUAACAAAGAUCUUGCUGAAAAACUUCGACACGAUGAAGGCGAAACGACAACAAAGAACAAGAAGAAGAAAGCGAAAAAUGCGGAGGAUAAAAUCUCGGCAUCAUCUGUGCUUAAAGAUUCUCGAUUUCAAUCGCUAUUCACCAAUCCUGAUAUGCAGAUCGAUGUGAACCAUGACGCAUUCAAAAACAUCGCACCCCUGGUUUCUCGUUUGAAUAAACAAACAGCUGUUGAAGAGGAUGUUGAAUCGAUGGAAGAGGGUGAUGACGACGAAGAUUAUGAUGAUAGAGAAGGAAACGACGAAGAAGUCGACUUAAUGGAUGAUAUUCUCACAUCUGAUGAAGAUGAAGAUGAAGAAAAGAAAGCAGCGGUAACUCCUCGCCGAACAAAAUUGGUUCCAGUUGGUGCCGAAGAUGAAGGCGAUCAGGAAACUCUUCGUUCAUUGUCGUUUUCUGAACGAGCAAGAAGAACAGCAGACUCCGACAAGUCUUCGACAUUCACUCGCCCAUCGGUCGCUAAUAAGAUUCCGACGGAUAACAAGGAAAAGCGAAGAAAAAGAAACACAGAUGACGAUGAUGAUCAUCGAAGAAAUGUUCGCCGAGCUCCACGUGGUCGAAUGAAUAGUCGUCGUGGUGAACCAUAA